Papaver somniferum (opium poppy) is the source of this 1553-nucleotide messenger RNA. RefSeq lists its product as uncharacterized. NCBI's taxonomy places the organism in Eukaryota, Viridiplantae, Streptophyta, Magnoliopsida, Ranunculales, Papaveraceae. Bases 14 to 1480 code for a protein of 488 amino acids. The transcript has 5 exons. Gene Ontology annotation, molecular function: protein binding. The record is from RefSeq and is a predicted model, not a curated record.
CUGGAAAAAGACUAUGGAAUAUCUACAUGAUUAUCAAACAUUCAUUAAAGAAACCAUUGGAACAUAUUCGAGAACAAGAAUUUAUAAUAUUCUCACCACAGUUGCAUAUUUCCACCAAUAUACGUUUGUGGAGGAGUUUUUGAAAUUGGUACCGCCACAAACACUUGAAUCUCUGACCCCAGACGGGAAUACGACAUUGCACGCAGCUGCGUUCCUUGGAGACAUUAAAUUUGUCAAGGCACUGGUGGAGAAGAACUCCAGAUUGACGCAAAUACGGUCCACCGAUGCAAUGAAAUGUGUGCCCCUCACCCUCGCCGCAAUAAAUGCUACAGAUGGACAAAAGGAGGUGGUGGACUAUCUUUGCUCUGUAACUAGAGACGACGACCCAAGUCCAUUCUCUGGUGAAGAUGGUUUUAAGCUACUGCUCUGUUUAAUGUUAUUCAAUAUGCAUGGUGUGGCACUAUCUGUAUGCCAACGAUUUCCAGGAUUGGUUGUAGAACUAAUGGAUAGAUAUGAAAAAGAUUAUAUACCGCGCCUAAUGCAAUUCAUUGUUGAUAGGCCGUUCGCAUUUUUGAGCGGAUCAAAAAUGAAGUGGUGGGAACGCUACAUCUAUUCUUUAAUCGAAGUGGAUACUGCUGGAGAAAAACAUGAGGUCGAAGGCAUCAGAUUAGGUGACGAAGAAAAUCAUCUGGAAACCUCAAUAAGGGAAAACUGUUGGACUAGUAACAAAAGAAUCAUAACUAAGUGCAUCUCAAGCUACUGCAUGCGAUAUAUAAGUCAAGUACCUCUUAUCAGGAGAUUAUACGAUCAAAAGUUGAUGGACAAAAACAUCGUUGCACUGACAAAGUAUUUUUUCACGCAACUCAAAGGAAUGGACAAAAAUAGAGUUAAAACCAUUUUUCUAGAUUAUAAAUUGUUGCCGAAUGCUAUAAAGUUUGGAACCACGGAGUUCGUCCUGGAGUGCCUAGGGACAUUUCCUUUCCUAUGUUUGGAAUUGGAUGAUAAGGGCACAAUGAUGAAGUUGGUUGUCAGCGAACGCAAUGAAGUUAUAUAUCAUUUCAUGCGUAUACUGAAAAACAAAAGUUUUACCGGUAGAACUUAUAGCCUCUAUGAGGAUAACAACAGUAUCCUACAUUUCAGUGCCGAGUUACCUCAUAGCCGCCGACUCAAUGUUGUAUCUGGAGCAGGGUUUCAGAUGCAACGAGAAUUGCAAUGGUUUAAGAUGGUGGAAAAUACAAUGCUACAGAAUGAUAGAUUUGUAAGAAAUAAAGAUGGUGAUACAGCUCAAUUUCUGUUUACAGAGAAACACAAAGAAUUGAUGAAGGGAGGAGAGGACUGGAUGAGAGAUUUAUCAACAUCGUGCAUGGUAGUAGCUGCUCUAAUAGCUACAAUAGCAUUUGCCGCUGCUAUCACUGUACCCGGAGGAAACCUUCAGGACAAUGAUAGUAGUUAUAAUGGUCUUCCAGUCUUGUGGUUAUAAACCUGCUAUCAUUUGCCGACUUUUUUAUUCCCAUCCCAUAGAUGUGGUUAUGGGAUGUCCUAGUGUUUAGAAA